GGAUUAUUAGGUUGGUAAUUUUUUUUGUAUUUGUGUGCAAAUGGAAUAAAACUUGUCGCCGGUUCUUUGAUUAAUUUCUUAAUAAUUGCAAAAAAUCUUGAGAAGCUUGUUGAAAUUUGAUACAAAUAAUUAAAGUCACUAUUAAUUAGGACAGCAAGUGAAACCGCGAAGUGAAUAAAAUAAUUUUUAUGAGAAAAAAUAUUCUGGACACAAGGAUCAACCAAAUUUAAUACUCAUCAUCAUGGGUUCACAUCAGUACCAAAUUGCAAAUUUGCUUGAGAAGAUGACUUCAAAUGAUAAGGACUUUCGAUUCAUGGCAACGAACGAUUUAAUGACCGAACUGCAAAAGGAUAGCAUUAAACUUGAUGACGAGUCCGAGAAAAAGGUCGUUCGUAUGGUUCUGAAAUUGCUUGAGGACAAAAAUGGCGAAGUACAAAAUUUGGCAGUUAAGUGCCUUGGUCCCCUGGUAAAUAAAGUUAAGGAGAAUCAAGUUGAAACUAUUGUUGAAUCGUUAUGCGCCAACAUGAUUUCCAAUACGGAGCAAUUGCGUGACAUAUCGAGUAUUGGUUUAAAAACUGUAAUAUCUGAACUCCCCCAGACAUCCAAUUCGCUGGCUCCAAAUGUUUGCCACAGAAUAACUUGCAAAUUAAGCAAUGCCAUUGAGAAGGAAGAUGUGUCUGUUAAGCUUGAAUCAUUGGAUAUACUGUCUGAUCUUCUGUCGCGUUUCGGGGAAUUUCUGGUUCCAUUCCAUAAUACAUUACUAAAAGCUCUUGUUCCCCAAUUAUCAUCAUCAAGACAGGCUGUACGUAAGCGAACAAUUGUGGCAUUGUCGCAUCUACUAACUCUGGCUACAACAAAUGCCUAUAAUGGUGUAAUUGAACAUUUACUAGAUGGACUUGAAAAUCCACAAAAUCAAGGAAAUAUUCGGACGUAUAUUCAAUGUUUGGCCUCAAUUUGUCGCCAGGCAGGACAUCGUCUGUGUAAGCAUAUUGAUCGGGCUAUGGUACUUCUUAAACAGUACAGUCAGCAAGAUGAUGACGAAUUACGAGAAUUUUGUUUGCAGGCGUGUGAAGCAUUUGUUAUACGUUGCCCCGAGGCAAUUCGACCUCAUAUUCCAAUGAUUUUAGAACUUUGUCUUAAAUAUUUAACAUAUGAUCCAAACUAUAACUACGAAGCAGAUGAUGUUGAUUCAAACGUAGCUAUGGAUACGGAGGAAGAGGAAUACAUUGACAGUGAAGAGUAUAGUGAUGAUGACGAUAUGAGUUGGAAAGUACGUCGUGCUGCAGCCAAAUGCCUUGAAUCAAUAAUAGCAACUCGUCAUGAUAUGAUCGAAGAGUUUUAUAAAGAGUUAAGUCCAGCAUUAAUAGCGCGUUUUAAGGAGCGCGAAGAAAAUGUAAAAUCUGAUAUAUUCCAUGCUUAUGUUGCACUUCUUAAAAAUUCUCGUUCUGUUGACGAAAUAUCACAUGAUCCGGAUUCUAUGGAACAGGUCCCAGCGACACUAGCUCUUCUAAUGGAACAAGUUCCACAUAUUAUUAAAGCAACCCACCCUCUUAUGAGAGAAAAAUCGAUGAAAACUCGACAAGAUUGUUUCUUAUUAUUAAGAGAAUUAUUAAAUGCGAUGCCAGGAGCAUUGGGACCACAUCUCGAUAAUAUUGUUCCCGGAAUUAGUUUCUCAUUAAGCGAUAAGAACUCAACAAGUAAUAUGAAAAUAGAAGCUCUAGGAUUUUUAUGCUCCUUGCUACAAGGUCAUCAAACUCAUGUAUUCCAUUCACAUAUACCAGUUUUGGUACCACUUGUAGUAACGGCUGUAUUUGAUCCUUUUUACAAAAUAGCUACUGAGGGCUUAAUUGUGCUUCAACAGUUGGUUAAAGUUAUUCGUCCUUUGGACAGUAGUGCUGCCAAUAUUAGUACUAUAGAUGUAACGCCAUUUGCUACGGAAGUAUAUUCAGCCACUCUGCAAAAACUUAAAGCUACUGAUGCUGAUCAAGAAGUAAAAGAAAGGGCAAUUGCUUGUAUGGGUCAAAUUAUUGCUAACAUGGGUGAUUUACUUCAAACGGAAUUGGCCACAUGUUUGCCAAUAUUUUUAGAACGUUUGAGAAACGAAGUAACUAGAUUAAGUUGCGUUAAAGCACUCACUAUGAUUGCAGCAUCACCUUUAAGAAUUGAUCUAACAUCGAUUUUGAAUGAUGUAAUGCCCGCUUUGGGUACGUUUUUAAGAAAAAAUCAACGAGCUCUUAAGCUACAUUCUUUGGAUUUGCUGAACAAACUUACUGAUAACUAUGAUCUUGAUAUAUUCGGACCUCCUUUGCUGCAAACUGCUAUUGCUGAAAUACAACCACUCAUCUCCGACUCCGAUUUACAUGUAGCUCAAUAUGCGUUAAUUCUUUUGACAACUGCUGCCCGAAAGCAUCCAAAGGCGUUGGUAGGAAUUCACGAUCAAUUCCUACCACCGGUUCUCCAGUUAUUACGUUCUCCACUCUUACAGGGAUCGGCUUUAACAUGUACACAUGAUCUUUUCCAAGCUCUUGUACGAACUAAUCUUAACGGACUUGACUAUCAUUCGUUAUUGAAAAAACUAAUGGAGCCUGUAAUGGCAGAACCCAUUUCUACUGGCGUAUUUCCUAACAGCAGUCACGAUCAGCUUCACAAGCAGGCUUAUCAUUCAUUGGCCAAAUGUGUAGCUGCAUUAACGCAGCAGUGCCCUAACGAAGCUAUACCAUUGGCAACACAACUUUUAGGAGACCUUCAGAAGAGAUCAUCAAUCGGCGAUACACAACUCGUAUUUUGUUUGUUAGCAAUAGGAGAGAUUGGUCGGCAUUUUGAUUUAAGCUCUAUUUCUGCACUACCAAAAACUAUUAUAGAGUGUUUUAGUGCUGCUUCUGAAGACGUUAAAGCUGCAGCUAGUCAUGCUUUAGGUGCGGUAGCAGUAGGAAGUUUGCAAACAUUUUUGCCUCUAAUAUUGAAUGAAAUUGAAGCACAACCACGCCGACAGUAUUUGCUUUUGCAUUCGUUAAAAGAAGUCAUCUCUUCACUUUCGGUUACAUCAAAUGGACUUUCACAAUUGUUGCCAUCAGUCCCAUCAAUUUGGGAACAACUGUUCAAGCACUGUGAAUGUCCCGAAGAGGGCUCUCGUAACGUUGUCGCCGAGUGUUUGGGAAAAUUAGUUCUAGUAAGUCCAGAAGAACUUUUACCUCGGCUGCAAGAUGCUCUACAAUCUGAAAGUCCUCUUAUGCGCACGGUAGUUGUCUCAGCAAUAAAGUUUACCAUUUCUGACCAACCGCAAGCCAUAGAUGUACUCUUGAAACAAAAUAUAGGCAAGUUUCUGUUCUUGCUUCGAGAUCCGGAACCUUCAGUAAGACGAGUUGCAUUGGUUGCAUUUAAUUCAGCUGUUCAUAAUAAACCCAGCCUUGUGCGAGAUCUACUUCCAACAUUGCUACCAUGGUUAUACUCCGAAACAAAAGUGAAGAGUGAACUUAUUCGAGAAGUUGAAAUGGGUCCUUUUAAACAUACAGUUGAUGAUGGAUUAGAUAUUCGUAAGGCGGCAUUCGAAUGCAUGUACACAUUACUCGAACAAGGAUUAGAACGAGUUGAUGUUAUGCAAUUCUUAGAUCACGUACAAGCUGGACUUUGUGAUCAUUAUGACAUUAAAAUGUUGACUUAUUUAAUGACCGCUCGUUUAGCCGUAAUUUGUCCCGAUGCGGUACUACUUCGGCUUGAUCAAUUUGUACAACAGUUACGGGACACUUGUACACACAAAGUGAAAGCGAACUCUGUUAAACAGGAGUAUGAGAAACAAGAUGAAUUGAAGCGAUCAGCGUUGAGAGCAGUAUCCGCAUUAUCAAAGAUUCACAAAGCAGAUAAAAAUCAACAACUGACUGAUUUCUUAAAAUCAAUUAAGGAUUCUCCAGAAUUAAGCAAAAUAUAUGAAUAUGUUCAAAAGGAUACUGUUACUAAUAACACAGAAAUUUCCAUGGAUCAGAGCUAAACUAAAUUCAAGUUUUUCUUCUAAGUCAACGGAUAAACUUUAAAAAUAAACAAAAUUCGAAAUGAUAUAUUUAAAUCUUUGACAUAAUUAUUAGAACUUAUAAAUUUUACAAUCCAUAGAUAUUUUGAAUUUGACAUUUUUUAGUUUUCAUUUUUAUUUGGAUCUAAAAUUGAUUCUGCUUACAUUUAAUCCUUAAUGAUUUCUAUGAAUAGAAUUAUAUUUUUUCUUAUUUAGAAAUAAAUGGUUAAAAUACAAGUAAAUACUAAAUAUCAUUAAACCAAGAAAA
Molecule: messenger RNA, 4271 nt
Organism: Calliphora vicina (urban bluebottle blowfly)
Lineage: Eukaryota; Metazoa; Arthropoda; Insecta; Diptera; Calliphoridae
Gene: Cand1
Product: Cullin-associated and neddylation-dissociated 1
Exons: 8
Coding region: 242-3985 (1247 amino acids)
Biological process (GO): protein ubiquitination; SCF complex assembly
Cellular component (GO): nucleus
Source: RefSeq, a predicted model, not a curated record